UGUACAGAAUGUAAAUGUGGUGGUGGAGAAUCGCUGGGGAAAAUUGUCGGUGGGGAUCCUGCUGGAGAAAACAGUUACCCCUGGAUGGCUGCACUGUACUACAACAAUCGGUUCACCUGCGGAGGAUCGCUGAUCACCGAUCGUUACAUUCUAACGGCAGCACAUUGCGUAAUUCGUCAGGAUCCGGCUCGAUUUCGCAUUCAACUGCUGGUGCACAACCGAAAUCAGCCAAACACUAAUUCGGUGGAACGCAGCGUGAAGGCGAUCAAAACAUUUUUCUUCAACAGCAUCUCGAACAACAACGACAUUGGACUUCUCGAAAUGACAUUUCCGGUUACGAUCAGUGACGAUCGGUUGAUACCGAUCUGUUUGCCGCAAGCAGACGAUACGGUGUACGAAGGGAAGAACGCGAUCGUGACCGGUUGGGGCCGAACGGCCGUCGGAAGUUUGUCGGAUACACUGGAACAACUGGAAGUACCGAUUCUGUCGAACAAAAAUUGCCGUCGCACAGGAUAUUGGGCUUUUAGGAUAACGAAUAAAAUGCUCUGCGCUGGAUUCGUCGAAGGCGGAAGGGAUUCGUGUCAGGGUGAUAGCGGUGGGCCGUUGCAAGUGUUCAACAAUGAGACCCGUCGUUACGAAAUUGUUGGUAUAGUGUCCUGGGGACGUGCUUGCGCGCAGAAGAACUUUCCAGGCGUUUACACCAGAGUCAGUCGAUUUCUACGUUGGAUUAAAAACAAUACUAAAGAUUCUUGCAUUUGUAAUUAA
Sabethes cyaneus is the source of this 765-nucleotide messenger RNA. RefSeq names its product trypsin-1-like. The transcript is spliced from 3 exons. The coding region runs from base 85 to 765 and encodes 226 amino acids. The record is from RefSeq and is a predicted model, not a curated record. Gene Ontology annotation, biological process: proteolysis. Gene Ontology annotation, molecular function: serine-type endopeptidase activity. Lineage: Eukaryota; Metazoa; Arthropoda; Insecta; Diptera; Culicidae.